Messenger RNA from Racocetra fulgida, 207 nucleotides. The record is from the annotation of a GenBank genome assembly. Lineage: Eukaryota; Fungi; Glomeromycota; Glomeromycetes; Diversisporales; Gigasporaceae.
AAAAAAAUGUUGAGUUUUUAUGUCAAAUAGAGAUUAAAGAAGAUACGAACAAUGAUAAUGAAAAUGAUGAUCAUUAUAAUGCUGUUGUUGAUAUUGAAGAUCAAAAUGUCUACGAUGAUGGUGUUGAGUUUGGUGUUGAUAGUGAGAUUAAUGAUGAUAGUGAUGUUACGGAAUCGGUUGAAGAUUUGUCAAUUAUAGAAUUCAACA